CUGCCGGGGCCACCGUCUCGUCGGCUCUCUUCCGGUUCCGGUGUCUCCCGCGCUCUCCUGGUUGCAGCCAUGGCCGCCGCGUCGCCCCUGUCCCCCGAGGAGCUGCUGCUGCUGCCCAAGGGCGGCCCGGGCAAGGCGGAGGAGCUGGAGGAGGAGCUGGAGGAGGACGACGAGCUGGACGAGACCCUGAGCGAGCGGCUCUGGGGCCUGACCGAGAUGUUCCCGGAGAGCGUCCGGACCGCGGCGGGAGCUACCUUUGAUUUGUCCCUCUCUGUGGCCCAGAGAAUGUACCGAUUCUCCAGGGCAGCUCUGUGGAUUGGGACUACCUCCUUCAUGAUCCUCGUUCUUCCUGUUGUAUUUGAAACUGAGAAACUGCAGAUGGAGCAACAGCAGCAGCUGCAGCAGCGACAGAUUCUCUUAGGACCCACUACAGGGUUGUCUGGCAGUAUGCCAGGGGCCCUGCCACCACUUUCUGGAAAGAUCUAACUUCCAAAAGCUGCUUCAGAUCCAUAUUACAUGGGGAGACCUCAACCUUGAUUCAUUUGAACUGUUGGUUUGUCAGGCUGGGCAUUGCCCGCCUUUUUUUUUUUUUUUAAACUUUGGGACACUGACCUAUCCAUAAUGGGGCAAAAUCCCCUCUCCUGGACCUUUUUUUUGAUGGGCUUCUGCCUGUAGCUUCCCCUCCAGAAGUAACAAGUUUUUCCUUUUAUCCAGUCAGUCCAUGCAGUGAGCAGUUACAGAGACUUUAAAUUGAAGAGCUCCUGCUGUGGGCUCCUUACCUUAGGACACAAAUUAGGCUCUGGCCAGUUUGUUCAGUAAAUUCUGCAAGAAAA
Dermochelys coriacea (leatherback sea turtle) is the source of this 833-nucleotide messenger RNA. RefSeq names its product translocase of outer mitochondrial membrane 22 (gene TOMM22). The record is from RefSeq and is a predicted model, not a curated record. Bases 70 to 486 code for a protein of 138 amino acids. Gene Ontology annotation, biological process: intracellular protein transport. The transcript is spliced from 4 exons. Gene Ontology annotation, cellular component: mitochondrial outer membrane. NCBI's taxonomy places the organism in Eukaryota, Metazoa, Chordata, Testudines, Dermochelyidae.